CUUGCUCAUCGAUCAUCAAGGUCUCCAAAGAUCCUUUCAGAGUAUUUAUACGUAGUUCGAACCUCUGGUCACCGCAGUUCUUUUUUAAUGACGUAACAUAAAUCUUCAUCAUUAGUUUCGGUUAUAGAAAGAAAUUUCUUUUAAUUACAAGUGAAUUUGAAAGCUGAUACCAUUAUGUGGUUAUUGGCCAUUACUCUCACUGCUGCAAGUUUAAUUUUGGGAUCAAAUGGAGGAACUACUGAUAAAGUGAAUACUGCUCCCAUAAAUGAUAGGACUGUUUUCAUCAGAAGUUUACCUGGUUUACGAGGUGUAAGGAGUAAUCUAUACGAAGUUUAUAUGGAACCUUAUCUGUUUCCUAUUGGUUUGAGAGCCACUGUAGAACUAAAAUCUUUGGGAGAAGAUGGUAAUCCGGUUGAUGGACCUCGUGGAAUAUUGAAUUUAGAACAAUUACCCAAUGGCGUAAGAAUCACAGGGACAAUUAAAGGUUUAAGUCCAGGUCUGCAUGGAUUUCAUGUUCAUGAAAAAGGGGAUUUGACAAAAGGUUGCUCUUCAGCUGGAGCGCACUUCAACCCUUAUCAGGUACAUCAUGGCGCUCCAAAUGACCCAUUGCGACAUGUUGGCGAUUUGGGGAAUAUCCAAGUUGGUGAAGACGGAACUGCACAGGUCGAUGGUACUGACCAUUACUUGACUCUAAUGGGUGCUCGAGGUGCCAUAGGAAGAGCAAUAGUUAUUCAUGAAAAGGAAGAUGACUUAGGACGUGGCAGAACUGAGGAUAGUCUUAAAACAGGUUCGGCUGGUGCUCGUCUUGCCUGUGGCAUAGUUGGACUGGCUUAAAAUUUAUAUUAAAAUAAAAAGAACCUUGUUUAUCAUUACUUUCUGGUAUUGGUCAAAUACAUAUGUAUAUCUAUUUUUGUUUUGUUAAUAAUCUUUAUUUAAAUGUUUGCUCAAAAAGACUAAAAUGUAAUUUUAUUUUUAAAAUGUAAAUUUAUUUUAUAAUAAAUAUUUUUAUAUGUAA
Molecule: messenger RNA, 1015 nt
Organism: Leptopilina heterotoma
Lineage: Eukaryota; Metazoa; Arthropoda; Insecta; Hymenoptera; Figitidae
Product: superoxide dismutase [Cu-Zn] 5-like
Exons: 4
Coding region: 175-834 (219 amino acids)
Biological process (GO): removal of superoxide radicals
Molecular function (GO): copper ion binding; superoxide dismutase activity
Source: RefSeq, a predicted model, not a curated record